Spodoptera frugiperda (fall armyworm) is the source of this 1503-nucleotide messenger RNA. RefSeq lists its product as uncharacterized. The record is from RefSeq and is a predicted model, not a curated record. The coding region runs from base 100 to 687 and encodes 195 amino acids. The transcript has 3 exons. NCBI's taxonomy places the organism in Eukaryota, Metazoa, Arthropoda, Insecta, Lepidoptera, Noctuidae.
AAUUUUAAUAAAGUAAUUCUGCAACGCAAUCUUAGUUUUAAUUGAAACUCCAACAAGGAUGACGAUGUUUCGUUAAUUUUAAUUAUUUUAGUGACUGCCAUGGACAUAUUCACGACUGCUGUUGCCGUGUUUUUCUACGGUGCAUUAUCACAAGCACAGCAGAUUUUAAGGGCAGGCGGUGAUUACUCCGUCGAUAUUCCAACGAAUAGUUCUGAGCAAGACGACUCCAGAGUACUUGCCCUGCUCAUUCUGGAAGAAAACGACAGCGAGGAAUCAGGAACCUUAGCCGAUGGUACUUACAAGACGCCGACAAUAAUGCCUUGGAUAGACGCGGCCAAGCUCGGUGAUGAAGACGAGGAAUUAGACACGUCAGGUGAAUCUAACUCCGACGAAUAUCCCGAUUCUGACACAAGUGAUACGGAUAGCGAAUCGAGUUUUUAUCACGAAGAUGAUUAUCUAAACGACGAAGUGAGUACAAUUAAUUUGGCUGAGCUUAAACACUUGAAGGAAAAGUCAGACUUUUUAAGAAAGAGGUGGAAGUCUUGCCGGAAAGAAGCGGCGAAGGUAUGCAGGGAAGCGUGCGUUGUAUCUUACAAGAACGCUUGCGAUGAACACGAGUGUGGUAGGAGAUUAAAGAAAACGAUGAAAAAAGAAUGCAAGAGGAAUUGCAAGGAUUUGUUUAUGUAAUUUUUUUAGUUUUAUGGUUUUUGUAUUAAGUUUCAUUAGUAAAAUUGUAGUGUUUUGUAUUAGGUUUAGCUAUUGUUUGAUAUCGUGAAACAUAAAAUAGUGUAGGUAAAUGACUAAUUUUUAUUUUAAUAUCCGUCUGGAUUUUAAAACGGUAGACACGUAUUUUUUAUUGUUUUCUUAUAUGACAAAAUAAAAAAAUACGUGUCUAAUAUUUUUUCAUUACCUAACUGAUGGACUAAAUAGAUUUUUAAUUUUCAUUCCCUGUCAAUAUCCCUAUUGAUUACAUAAUACAUUGCAAUAUGGCUCACUUAUUUAACUGGUUAUAGGACGUUACUCGAAUGGUUUCAAGCCAUUCUAGGGACCUAUAAUCAUUAGCAGCAUUCGCUGCAAUUACGGUCACCGUUUUUUUUGAACACUAGAUGGCGCUAAUUAGCAAAAGGACAGUUUGUCCAAUCAAUGUAGCUGUGUAAUUGCAUGACCAAUAGCGUCACACUAUAGGGUGACUGGUAAUUAGCGAACGAUAUUUAAACACGUGAUUGUACUCAUGAUAAUAGUCAUUGGGUAACACUUUGCACAAAUAAAACGAUGUAAAACAUUUUAUUCGCAUUUAUUUUAUAAUACAUCGAUAAAAUACAAUAUUUAUAACUGUGAUAUAAUAACAUGUUACACUGUAAUUGUUCCAAGAUCAUUACUUAUCGACUUUAACCAACUUUAACAAUUAAAAUGUUAAUAAAUAAUUAUACAAUGGCUAAUUUACUAAAUGGUCGAUAUAUAAUCCGCUUCACAAUGUACUAAAAAGUUGAAUUUAUUAAAAUA